Helianthus annuus (common sunflower) is the source of this 2678-nucleotide messenger RNA. RefSeq names its product protein NPGR2. Lineage: Eukaryota; Viridiplantae; Streptophyta; Magnoliopsida; Asterales; Asteraceae. The transcript has 5 exons. Gene Ontology annotation, molecular function: protein binding. Bases 274 to 2469 code for a protein of 731 amino acids. The record is from RefSeq and is a predicted model, not a curated record.
UUAUCCCAAACCCAUUCCCUUUCCCUUUCACAUUCCCAUUCCAAACCCAUACUCAUUAUCACCAUCACCAACCCAAAAGGGGGAUUUUAAUUCUGUCACUUUGCACCACACCAACAAGCUUUGGAUUCUCUUACAAGAUUCAACAACCAAAAAGACACAAUCUUUUUUUAUUUUUAUGAUUCCAUCUCAAAUGGGUAGUGUUUGGUUUCAUGUCUUGUGGGAUCUUUCACUUCUUUUCGCCCAAAAAAAAGGUUGCAGAUGUAAGGGGGGGAAAUGAAAAUCAAAGAGUGGAUUGAUAGAUAUAGAGUUAAAUUGAGGAAGAUGAUGAUGAAAUGCUUUUAUUCUGGGGAACAGUUAGAAAGGAAGGAGAUGAAUGCUUCUUCGGAGUCUUUAGCGACUCGGGACUUUUCGGCUAGUGGGUAUUCGUCUCGACCCGGUGAAGCUGAUCCUAAAGUGGAUAAUAGUAAUAUAGAAGAGGCUGAGUCGUCUCUGCGCGAGAGCGGUUUUCUUAAUUAUGAGGAAGCAAGAGCGUUAUUAGGUCGACUAGAGUAUCAAAAAGGAAACAUAGAGGCUGCCCUUCAUGUCUUCGAAGGAAUCGACAUUCCCGCCAUUAUUCCCAAAAUCAAAAACUCACUUUCCCGAAGAUCCGAACCACCCAGACGCCAUUCGCAAAGCGAUACUUCCCCACAAAUGUCCGUUCACGCUAUUAGUUUACUGUUCGAAGCCAUUUUUCUCAAAUCAAAGUCAUUGCAAGCUCUAGGACGGUUUAAAGAAGCAGCCGAAUCCUGCAGAAUCAUACUCGAAACAAUAGAAUCUGCCUUACCCGAUGGAUUUCUCGACUUUUCAUCGUAUUUUAAACUACAAGAAAUCGUGAACAAAUCUGUCGAGUUGUUACCUGAACUCUGGAAACUUGCUUCUGAUCCUCAAGCGUCCAUCUUGUCAUACCGACGGGCCCUGCUUUACCAUUGGAAUCUCGAUCAUAACACGCGAAUGAAUAUCGAAAAAGAGUUUGCUAUAUUUCUGUUAUACAGCGGUUGCGAUGCGAGCCCGCCAAAUCUCAAAUCCCAGAUGGAAAGUUCUUAUGCACCCAAGAACAAUCUAGAAGAAGCUAUUCUUUUGCUACUGAUUCUGUUACGAAAGACGGUUCUUGGCAUAAUCGAGUGGGACCCGUCGAUCUAUUAUCAUCUUUCUUUCGCAUUAUCGUUUUCGUGUGAUCUAACGUCACUUGCUCAUCAGAUCGAAGAGUUCCCACCUGCGAUUCUCGAAAGAAAAGAACGGUACAACACUUUGGCACUAUGUUACUAUGGUGAAGGCGAAGAAAUCGUAUCGUUAAAUCUUUUACGAAGCUUAUUUAACAAUAAUAAAGAGAAAGAGAACCACCAUAGUUAUGCUUUUGAGAUAUUACUUGCUUCCAAGAUAUGUGGAGCGCGAUCGGAUCUCAUCGAAGAAGGAAUCACAUACCUUCGAAAGUUACUUACGACAUUCGAAGGAAAUUGCGACGAAAUGAUUAGUGACGCUAAGUUCUUACUUGGAGUCUCACUUUCCGCAAAAUCAAGAACUUCUAGUUUGGAUUCGGAGAGGAUAUCGACACAAAUGGAAGCGCUAACCGCGCUUGAAUCGGCACACAAAACGAUGAAACACGAAGACGCUAAUGUUUUGUAUAAUCUUAGCCUUGAGUAUGCAGAAAAUAGGAAGUUAGAUAUUGCUCUUUACCAUGCUAAACAGCUAGUGAAAAUUGAGGCUGGUGCUAGUGUAAAGGGAUGGAUUCUUUUAGCGCGUAUUUUAUCCGCUCAGAAACAAUAUUCUGAUGCGGAAAAUAUAAUCGAUGCUGCAUUAGAUGAAACGGGGAAGUGGGAUCAUGGUGAGCUUUUAAGAACAAAAGCAAAGUUACAGAUUGCACAAGGUGAUUUGAAGAGCGCUAUAGAGACCUAUACUCGGCUCCUCGCAGUUCUUCAAGUUCAAAACAAGAGCUUUGGUCUUCAUAAAAAACUGUCAAAGAAGGCGAGUGACAAAGAACGAGGGCUAGAAAUGGAAACAUGGCAUGAUCUUGCAAAUGUGUACACUAGUUUGUCGCAAUGGCGCGAUGCUGAGGUGUGCUUGUUGAAAUCUAAGGCCAUCGAUCCUCAUUCGGCUUCCAGGUGGCAUGCCACAGGCUUACUUCAUCAAGCGAAAGGUCAACGGGAAGAAGCGUUGACUUUAUUUGAGAAGGCGUUAGAUGUUGAUCCAAACCAUGUUCCUAGCCUAAUAUCAACCGCCAUUGUUCUUAGAGAACUCAAUGACCGAUCACUUCCGGUUGCGAAAAGCUUUAUAACCGAUGCGCUAAGGCUUGACAGGACAAACCCGCGUGCAUGGUUCAAUCUUGGUCUGGUUCACAAGGCUGGGCAUGGUUCAUCGGCUCUAGAAGCAGCUGAAUGUUUUGAGGCUGCAAUCAUGCUAGAAGAAUCCGAACCGGUUGAACCUUUCAGAUGAAGCCUGGUUCAGAAUCUAAAUCUCAACAUUGGUCAAUGAUUUAACAUUUUGUUUUACCACAAGAUGAUAGAUAGCUUGUUUAGUUUAUGAUGUAAUAGGUAUACCUAGUAAAGGCUUGCCAUAAUUGUGUAUGAUAUAGUAUUUAUUUUAUUUUGAUAUUGUAUAUGUAAAUUAUUAUGUCCAUGAUUAAUUUAUUUGGUUUUUGUCAA